Molecule: messenger RNA, 1632 nt
Organism: Trachymyrmex septentrionalis
Lineage: Eukaryota; Metazoa; Arthropoda; Insecta; Hymenoptera; Formicidae
Product: protein-glutamate O-methyltransferase-like
Exons: 7
Coding region: 156-1508 (450 amino acids)
Biological process (GO): DNA damage response
Cellular component (GO): cytoplasm; nucleus
Molecular function (GO): phosphatase activity
Source: RefSeq, a predicted model, not a curated record
CCUGACCUGACACACCGUUUACUCCGCGAGUCUGCGCUGCUCCGCGUGGUAACGUGGAGCGUAGUAAUCGUGUUUACGUUCAUGAGUGAUCCUCUGCAGUCUUCCGAGAACGUUUGUUGGGAACAGAACGUGAUAAGGUUGUAUCAGAAUAUACGAUGGCUCAAAAUGAUCCCAGAAUCCCGGAUUUGCAGGACACAUUUACUCCUUUCGGUUUACCAUUAUCUGGAGUAUAUAAGCGAAGUUAUGCUUAUGUAACAAUCAAAGACAGAUUGCCGGUGAUAUUAACGAAAAUUAUUGAUGUACUCUGCCAGAAUAAAAGCAAAAUUAUAGAUACAUACAGUGAGAAUGCUGAAAAAGAUAUUAAAGAGAUCAUAGGAUUCAUAAGUCAACUGAAAACUGAGAUGGUUACUAACAAAGCCUUGAAACCACUGCGUUUAAAUACCAAAGUAAUUAAUGAUGCCGAGGAAUGGAAUAAAUAUCUAGAGUACAGAACAUGCGUAGAAAAUGGAGUACCCACAUGGUUCAAUACAGUGUGGUUAUAUUGCGAAUGCUAUAUGUAUCGUGUAUUAGCUCAAGAAAUUAGUUUAUUAAGUACGAUGUAUAAUUACGAUCCAUUUAAGUAUCAAAAGCAAACUGAUUUUAUUAACUCUAUUGAGUCUGUAGACUUAAUGAUCUUGUACAUAAAAGACAUACUGUGUAAUAAGGAAUAUAAUAAGGAAAACUCAAAGAAUGAUUUUCUGAAAUUUUUGAAAUUGAGCUUGUGGGGUAACAGACAUGAUCUAUCUGCAACUGCAGGAGCCCCUUCUAUUCAGACUGGUAAUCCACUUGUGAUAGUGGAGUCUUUAAACCAAAAUAUAGUAGUAAAUGAUUGGGAGGUUGUAUGGGAUAUUGUGAACAAAAAGAUGAAAGAAAACGAUAAUAUUCAUAUAGUACUUGAUAAUGCAGGAUAUGAACUGUUCACUGAUCUAUGUUUAGCAGCUUUUUUGGUUACUAUUGUACCUACGACUAAGAUAACAUUUCACGCAAAAUUAUAUCCAUGGUACGUGAGUGAUACAACUAUUAAUGAUUUUCUCUGGAUGUUAGAUUACAUGAAUACACUAAAUGAUCAUCCAGAUAUACAAUUAUUGGGUAAAACAUUCAAAAAUCUAAUGGAUCAGGAAAUUUGGUCUUUUAAGGAAGAACCUUAUUGGACAGGACCGUAUGAUUUUACACAAAUGAAAGAAAGAGGGAAAAAUAUAUAUGCUCAAUUUUCCGAUGCUAAAUUAGUAAUAUUUAAGGGUGAUCUGAAUUAUAGAAAGCUUCUGGGUGAUGUAAAUUUUGAAUACAAUAUAAGCUUUGCAGCUGCAUUGGGAAAUUUUCAACCUACAAAUAUUUUGAGUUUGCGCACCAUGAAAUCCGAUAUUUGUGUUGGAUUACCAAAUGAUAUGGCUGAAUUCUUUGAAAAACAUAAAGAUAAACUGAUAACCGGAGAAUAUGCUAUCAUUCAAGCAGCUUUGCUCAAAAUUUAAAUUACUAGAUCGUUCUGUAAAAAAUAAAAAUAAAAUCUUUAAAUUAUAAUAAUCUUUGAAUAUCUUUGAAUUAUCGAUAAUCAUAAUACUUACGUUUAUCUCUGUACAAAUAUAUAAAGUUAUA